AUGCAUGAAAAAUCGUCAAAGCAAUUUAUCCCGGAAGCCACGCAUAGCUCUCUGGAAUCUUUACAUUUACCGUUUAUCCAAAAAGAACAACCUAGCUAUGAGACUCUUAGUACUGUACUUCAACACUUUGAAUACUAUUUUCUUGAUAGACAAACCAAACCUAUUUGGGAAACUAGUAAUUCCCAAGAAUAUAUUGAAGAAACUUCGUUCGCUAAUAGGAGAGCAAUCGAUUGGUUGACCAGACUUAUUGCUUCACCUCUAGAGUGGAUACAUGUUGAGUCACAAAGAGAAGAAGUAGUAGAACGAGCAGCGAAAUGCAUUGCAGCUGCUUGCGGUCCGAUUAUAAGGGAUUGGAGUUUUCCGGCACCACCAGGAAACAACAAACCCAUUUCAUUAAAGAUUCGUGAUUCAACUUUACUCGAUGACGAUGUUGGUUUCAAGACAUGGGGUGCCGCCUAUCUAUUAGCAAAACGAUGUACUUCUGGUCAAGCAAUGCCCUUGGACAAAAUUCAAUCGACAUUCAUUCUCGAAAUCGGAACAGGAACUGGAUUGGUCGGGCUGACAUGUGCGAUGAUCGGAUGUCUAAAUGUUUUACUCACUGAUUACCAUCUAAAUGUUCUAUCCAAUGUCGCAUAUAAUAUUAAUUUGAAUCAAUUACAAAAUGUUGUUAAAGUGGAAAAACUUGAUUGGAAAGAUAUAGCAAAUGGGGUUGAACCGGAAUUCCAACAAAAAUUUGACAUUAUUGUAGGAGCAGAUAUUGUUUAUGAAGUUGCACAUGCCAAUUGGAUACCGAAAGUAAUCAAAAAAUUCAUGAAAAAAGGCGGAACUUUUUAUUUAAUGAUUCCGCUUCGUCCGACUCAUACUUUAGAAGUAGAAUUGUUUGAGCGAUGUAUGGAGGAACAAGGAUUCAUUUUACAAUCUCGCCAGGAUCAACAAGGAUUGGACGACUUUAGUGGCAUACAAAACUAUCGAUAUUAUGAGUUCAAAGAUUAA
Messenger RNA from Racocetra fulgida, 993 nucleotides. NCBI's taxonomy places the organism in Eukaryota, Fungi, Glomeromycota, Glomeromycetes, Diversisporales, Gigasporaceae. The record is from the annotation of a GenBank genome assembly.